Molecule: messenger RNA, 3954 nt
Organism: Scylla paramamosain (green mud crab)
Lineage: Eukaryota; Metazoa; Arthropoda; Malacostraca; Decapoda; Portunidae
Product: small ribosomal subunit protein mS31-like
Exons: 18
Coding region: 534-905 (123 amino acids)
Biological process (GO): intra-Golgi vesicle-mediated transport
Cellular component (GO): COG complex; mitochondrial small ribosomal subunit
Molecular function (GO): structural constituent of ribosome
Source: RefSeq, a predicted model, not a curated record
CACAGAUCACAGUAAACCCAAGGCUGUGGUCUGUGGCUGCGUGACCUUGACGUACAGAACACUACAGGAGUUUUGCGUGUGUCAGUGUUGCCAGCCAAGACCACCAGUGUUACCAGAUGAAAGGGAGAUGCCUAGAGAGACGCUAAGUGGAUGAAAAGUCUCCUCCACCUUCUCCCCCAUUGCUCCAUCCACACUCGCCCUGCCACGACCCUCCACCGACCACCAGGAGGGAACAUGAGUCGUCCAGGUCGUCUUAACAAGGCGCUGAGUUGACGUGAGUGGGCAGAGGAAGAAGAAGUAGAAGAAGAGGAAGAGGAAGAGGAGGAGAGGGAAGGAAGAUCUGAGCUGCGGAUAAGGAAUUUGUCACAGCAUUGAGGGAUGUGAAGAAAGCAGUGGAUGACAUACACCGGGAAGUGAGUGCCACGAAUGAAGUGUGUGUGGACGUGAAGUCUCGACUCCAGGCCACAAAAUCAGAGACUCGGCACCUCAUCCACCAGACGACCUCACUCCAGAACCGGAGCAACAAGCUACACAUGCAGGAGACAGUGGCUGAGGCAUUUGUGAGGUGCUUCCAAUUGACACCAGAUGAGGUAGCCACCAUCAAGGGGUCCACCAGAGAGUCUCCCAUCACCCCAGAGUUCUUUACCAUCCUGGACAAGACACAGAAGAUACGCAGCAACACCAAGUACCUCCUGCAGACGGGCCACCAAAACACUGCCUUGGAUGUGAUGGAGCAAAUGAAUGUGUGCCGUGAAGCAGGUCUGGAGAGGCUGUACCGCUGGUGUCAGGGGCAGUGUUGCUCCCCAGACCCCUCACCUUUGCUCACACAAGCCUUAGCAGCUCUGCAGGAGAGACCAGUGCUUUUCAACCUGGUGGUGGAGGAGUGGGUGGUGGUAGUGAGAUGAGGAUGGCUGGUGAGGGGCUUCCUGGAUGCUCUCACCAUAGGAGGACCUGGAGGAGCACCACGACCCAUACAGCUGCAGGCACAUGACCCCCCCCUGCGCUAUGUGGGGGACAUGCUGGCAUGGGUGCAUCAGGCCCUCUCUUCUGAACGUGAGGCGGCCCAAUCACUUUUUGCCAAGUGGUCCAAUCUAGACCCAACAGAGCAGACAAGGAGUGCUGUGGCCAGCGUAUCGGAGAGUGUUUGCCGUCCUCUCAGAACCAGAAUUGAGCAGACGAUUGUGACAGACCAGCGUCGGGAGGGAGGCAAGAAACCCGUCAUGUUGUACAAGAUAAGCAACCUCCUCAGAUUCUAUCACAACACUGUUUUGCAGGUGACUGAUGCAGGACUGCUGGUGGCCACUCUUGAUGAACUCCACCAGCUAAGCUACAAGAUGUUUUUAUAUCAGCACUGCAGAGUCAAGUGAGCCACGUGAGUGAGUGAGAGGAUAGAGCCGCCAGGAGAGACACUGGCACCCACACCUGGAGUGGCACGCACCCUGAGUCUGCUCACUGAGGUGGUUACUGCCACCACUGUGGCUGACGACGCACACCAUGAUUGUAAGCAGAUUGUGAGUUGUGUGGUGGAUCCUCUGAUGAAUGCGAUAAGUGAGAGUGCAACUGGACUGGGUGCAGUGGAGUCUUCUGUGUAUCUGCUCAACUGCUUCCACCAGCUGCACACCACUGGGGAUAAACUAGAGAUGAUCCAGGGACAGAUUGAUGCCCAGCUGGACACACUGAGCCAGGAGCAGAUCAAUGGGGUGUGUGUGUCAUAGCAUGGGAGUGGCCACCAUGUACCCACUGAUCACCAACCCUCCCACCACACCUCUCUCCCAGCACCCAUCGUGUCAGCCUUUGGCCAUACAGGCAUUCAUGACCAAGCUGGAUGGGUUCCUGGCUGCCCCUGACCAUCUCAUGCUGCCCCACACCAGGCUGCUGCUCUCCUCUUCCUUCAGACGGUCCCUGCAACAGCGCACAGCAGAGGCAGUGUGCACAGUUUACAAGCAGCUGCAUGAUAUAGUCCAUAACCCAACCCAUGGCUACACAGACCCCAGUUCCCUCCUGCCCAGUGACCCUGAGACUGUGAAAACCCUCCUCUCCUAGCAGGAAUGCUCUUGUCUGGGUCACUGUCGUUGAUUUGUUGAAGGUUUUGUCCUGUUAGCGGCACAACCAGCAUGCCUGACUCGACCACUUUGCCGAAAGCCACCAGAAGAUUGUGUGAGCAUGGUGGUGGUGAUGCCAGACCUGCUGCCACUGUCAAGAAUGGUGAAACUAAAGAAAAAUCAAUUAAAUCUCAGAAUCUGGAAACCCAGAUAGAAGACCAUAAGCCACUUCAGGGGACAGAGGGAAAGAAGACUGGAGAGUCUGACUCACAUGUCUUAAAACAUGAGUCCAGUGUAAAAGAGAAAGCUGCUGCAGAGAAACAAGACAAGAAGACAUCUAGCCACAAGAAACUACAUGAUCUUUCAUCUUUGGCUAGUACUGACUCCACAUUCCUGUGGAGCCUCAAGUGCAGCCGUCACGUCCCAAAGCUCGGAAGAAGACCAAAACUGCAGGAAAAGGCAAAUUAUCCCCGGUAUCAGAGCCUGACCUUGAACCUGAGCUUGUUUUAGCAACCAAAGAAGUGGCUAAAAGUCUUGGUGGGGAUGUGAAGGAAACUGAGUCUGAGCUUCUGUCCACCUUGCGCCUCCACUCUUCAGAGACUACCACUGGCACUGCCCCAUCUCUCAGUGAAAUUGUUUGUGGGCAUGAAGGUGGAGAGAAAGCCACAAUCAGGGAUGGAGGAAGUGCCACGUCACCUUCCUUCUGGUACCGAGGUCAGGCAAGGGUACCACAUUGACCCGAAAGACCAGCCCCGAGUGUGCCCAGGGCUCAUGUUGAUCUCUUUGGAGGUCAACCUUUGGGGAUAUUUAAGAAAAGGGAAGAAGAUCCCCAUGGACCUGCUGCUCCAAUAUCAGUGUUGCCCACAUGGGAGAGAUUGUACCUACAUGAGCUGGAGCAGAGUAUGCAGCAUCCUCCUAGUAAUGCCUUUGUGGAGAUGAUACAGUGGACUAAGCAAGGCAAGCUGUGGACCUUCCCCAUUGAUAAUGAAGCAGGUUUGGUGGAGGAAAUGAAAGUGGGAUUCCAUGAGCAUGUCUUCCUUGAGAGACACUUGGAAGGAUGGUGCCCAAAACGUGGCCCCAUCAGACACUUCAUGGAGCUGGUUUGCACUGGACUCUCAAAGAAUCCUCAUCUAACUGUGGAGCGAAAACAAGCACAUGUUGAAUGGUACAAGAACUACUUCAACCAAAAAGAGAAGUUGCUUAAACAACCACCACCAUCACCUCUUUCUCCUCCUGAUUUCCACAUUCAUGACAGCAACUGUUCUCGUGAUUUUAUUUAGUCACAUUUUUCUUUCCUUCGCACACUCACUUUCAAAACCGCGUCAUAUUCCACUUUCCCAAAUUGAGACUCCUCGCCUGCCCACCUGCCUCGGUGAGUGAUGCGGGAAACGUGCAAUUUACUUAAUCCAAGCCAAUCUGAACCAGCUUGUUUUUGGCCAAGUGACUCCAACUUCCUAGAAUUUGCUAUAUUUUUGUUCCCCGUGUGUGUAUGUGUGUGUGUGUGUGUGUGUGUGUGUGUGUGUGUAUUUAUCUAUCUAUCAGUUUAGUUCCUUCGUAGUAAGAAGUCUUCAGGUUACAUUUUUUGCCCACAUACAACACCCAGGAAUAUGGAUGGCUGUGGCUUUUGUGCGAGGUGGAUAUAUUCAUACUUGGAAGGUUACGUCCCAGACAACCGAAGGUGCGAACAAGAUUACAUAAUGCGUAUUGAAGUCUCAAGUUUUACAUUUGCUGAUGUCUAGGUUUGUCGUUCGCCUUGUAGUAGUACAUAUAUUCUCCUCGUGUUUACAGCAUUCACCUCAGUUCAGCUCAGUCCAGCCCUUGCUUACUCAUGCUUUUGUUCAUGAUUACCACCUUUCGCUUUUUCAAAUUCGCACUGCUUUUUCCGUCUCAAGUACAUGAAAUAAGAAAGAAA